Molecule: messenger RNA, 2020 nt
Organism: Pseudonaja textilis
Lineage: Eukaryota; Metazoa; Chordata; Lepidosauria; Squamata; Elapidae
Source: RefSeq, a predicted model, not a curated record
AUGGCAGGAAAGUUGUGGCUGCUGGUUGUGUUGGAAAUCCAAAGUUUUGACUUUGUUGUGGAAGAAGAGCCAAAGGCACAUGUGUCCUUCAAACCAAGCCUGGCCCAGCAACGGAAGUGCUCCAAUUGCACCACUACAGCUGUGGAGGGCAAUCUUGUGGUGACCUAUGAUGUCAACAGGGAUAAAAAUGCCGGAGAGCUGGAGAUCUUCAAUGGGUAUUUUGUCCACUAUUUUGCUCCCGAUGGCUUGGAUCCUCUGCCAAAAAACAUCCUGUUUGUCAUCGAUGUCAGCGGUUCCAUGUGGGGAAUAAAAAUGAAACAGAAAUUCUACAACCAGGUUUCGACUCCACUUCUCAAAAAACUGGACUUCAGCUAUCCUAAAGGCUUGGUGUCUGAUGUAACCCAGAGCACCUUCCAACAUUAUUUUGGAGGGUCAGAGAUUGUGGUGUCAGGAAAAGUUGACACUGAAAACGUACAGCAUUUACAGAGCAUGGUAACAGCCACAGCGUCCAACACGCAGUUAAUCUUGGAGACUCUGGCAGGUGUUGAAGAACUGGAUGAGUUCCUGGACAAGGAUAAGCACGCUGACCCCAAAUUCACGGAAAAGUUGUGGGCCUACCUGACUGUCAACCAACUCAUGGCGGAAAGAAACGUGGCCCCUUCUGCUGCCAUGAAAAGGAACAUCACCAAGGCCAUCCUGCAGAUGUCGCUGGAUCAUCACAUUGUGACCCCCUACACGGCUAUGCUCAUUGAGAACCCCGAUGGGGAUGAGCUGAUGCUGGCCGACUCCCCGCAGGACCGCAAGAGAGCCUGUUGUCCAGGUGCUCUAACCAUUGGGCAGCCCAAGCCGGAGAAGCCCAUCUCUGCUUGGACUCGGCAUGGCUCACAAUCAGCCCUUAGGGGUCCAACGGCAGCAACUAUACAUACAGGGCCCAUAGUUAUUGGCCAAGAACCAACGGACAACUCCAUUCCAUCCUGGGCGAACCCCACAAAGAAAUCGGGAGGUCCUUUACCUGCUAUCAUGGGUCCAACCUCUGCCAUAGAUGCAGGAUCUUUAAAUUUAGGGCACCACAAGUCUGGUAACUCCAGCAUCUUGUCCAAGAACCCAGAUGACAGCAAGAGAAUACAUUCAGUGGACAACGAUCCCCAUUUCAUCAUCACCCUCCCAAGGCAACAGAAGAACAUCUGCUUCAAUAUUGAUUCUCAACCGGGGGCCAUCCUGAAUUUAAUUUCAGACGUGGAGUCCAGAAUCACAAUUAACGGGGAACUCAUUGGAGCCAAGAAGUUCUUGCAUAACAAACUCAACACCUACUUUGGCAAGAUUGGGUUUAAUUUUGAAGUGAAAGGCCUGAAGGUUGAAGUCAGUCCCGAGGCGAUCACCUUGAAGGAUGGCUCUUCUACCACGUCUCUUUCCUGGUCAGAGACAGGAAGUCUCAUUCGGAGGAGGUUGCUGGUCUCGGUCAAGAAAGAGAGCAACGUGACUCUCACCGUAGACGGGGACCUGACAUUUAUGGUCCUUCUCCAUCGGGUUUGGAAGAAGCACCCCGUGAAUGUGGAUUUCCUGGGCAUCUACAUCCCUCCGGCAAAUAAUUUCUCCUCCGCUGUGCAUGGCCUCAUUGGUCAGUUUAUGCAGGAACAGGACGUGGUGAUCUACAAUGAAAGACCAGGACAAGAUCCCGGGAAAACUGAUGCUACCAUGGAAGUGAAAGGCCACAAGCUGACCGUUACCCGAGGCCUGCAAAAGGAUUAUCGCUUGGACCGUGUGUUUGGGACCAACGUCCAGUGCUGGUUUGUACACAACAACGGCAAAGGGUUCCUUGAUGGCCACUACACAGAUUACCUUGUCCCUAAUUUAUACAGCUACCUGAAGCACUUCUGAAGGCUCACCUUUACAGCAGGGCAAGGAAACUGCCCGAAUGGCCACGCAACUCACCCUGUAAGCAAAUUCACACGGGCAGCAGCCUUUGGGAAGAGCUUCAUUGCGGCCUGUUCCAGCCUAACAUUAUGCACGUUCCCCCUCC